Molecule: messenger RNA, 1693 nt
Organism: Exophiala viscosa
Lineage: Eukaryota; Fungi; Ascomycota; Eurotiomycetes; Chaetothyriales; Herpotrichiellaceae
Exons: 1
Coding region: 256-1530 (424 amino acids)
Molecular function (GO): protein binding
Source: RefSeq, a predicted model, not a curated record
UUUUCGCAGGACUUGAUCAGUCAAGUUGCAACACCGCUGGACUACAAUGCCAGGAAACUGGAGGAGUUGAGAAGGACCCAUGCAGAGUACAACAAUAAAUUGGUCAAAGAGCGCGAGUCGUCCUACGCCGAACUGAAGAAACUAAAACAAAAGUAUGACACAGUAUGUCAAGAGGUCGAGAACAAGAGGAGGAAGACCGAGUCGGGGUACGAAAAAUCGAAAGCCCAGAGCGCCUACAGCCAGCAACUGGCGGAAAUGCACAACGCCAAAAACACCUAUCUGAUUGGGAUCAAUAUAACGAACAAGCUGAAGGAAUGCUAUUAUCACGAGUAUAUUCCGGACCUGCUGGACUCGUUACAGGAUCUGAAUGAGACACGGGUUGCGAAGUUGAACCAGUUGUGGUUGGUCGCUGCAGCGCUCGAGACGAACACGCUCAAACGGAGUAUUGAACAUAUGACACAUCUAUCAUCGGAAAUACCCAGAAACAAUCCCAGCCUUGACAGCAAUAUGUUUGUGCGCCAUAAUGCCGUGCAGUGGCAAGAGCCAUCAAAUAUGGUGUUUGAGCCGUCUCCAGUUUGGCUAGAUGCAGACAACAUGAUGACGGACGAAACGUCCAAGAUCUUUCUACGGAACAUUCUCUCGAAGAGUAAACCACUCAUCAGUCAGCUCAAAACCGAAUCUGCGCAGAAGCAGCGUGACCUGGAGAACGUGAAGAAGGCUCGCCAGAAUAUCCGACAAGGAAAAGACAAGCGGGAUGAAGUCUUGUGUGUGGUUUCUCAAUUUGCCGUUCAAGAAGAGCUACAUGCAAUUGACCGCAAGAGAAUGACGGCGGAGGUGGAAACCUCCACGAUCACCUCGGUUGUCGGUGACUUGAGCAUGUACGGAAAAAGUCACGCCUUCAAGUCCGAGACAUUUAAGAUACCGACCAAUUGCGAUCUUUGUGGCGAUCGUAUAUGGGGUUUGAGUGCAAAAGGAUUCAUCUGCACAGACUGUGGUUUUACCUGUCAUAGCAAAUGUCAUAUGAAGGUACCGGCCGAUUGUCCUGGGGAGCAAACCAAGGAAGAAAGGAAGAAGCUGAAAGCUGAACGGCAAGCCGCUGCGUUGACGGCUGUAGAGACACCAGCGUCGAACGGUGUGGGCUCACAACCACCAUUGACCAGGCAGGAUACAAUGAACAGCCUCUCGUCUGGCUAUGCAGCAAGUGCUACACGAUCGGUGUCUGGUGGUAUUGUCAGAUCGACUGGCCAGGAUGGUGGAUCGUCGACAGCUCCUACGUCUCCGUUUGCGUCGACUUUAGAUUCCGGCUCAGCUGGGGCAAGGAGAAACAGAGUUGUCGCACCGCCACCGACAGCUUAUGUGAGCGCGCCGCCUGAUUUGGGGUCGAAUGGAAGUAGUGGGCCAAGAGGCAAGAUGAUUUAUCCUUACGAGGCAAGGGACGAUGGUGAGGUGUCGCUGUCGGAAGGUGCCGAAGUCAGGAUCUUGGAACCCGACGGUAUGUGGAAGCUCUUUUUGGGACAUUGCGGAUACUGACUAUGUCCAGAUGGUGGAUGGACCAGAAUUCAAACCGGAAAUGGCAAGGAAGGUCUUGUUCCGACGGCAUAUCUUGAAGAGUUGCCGACACCCGCAAGUACGCCUGCACAUGAAAGGCCGCCAUCAUUAUACUCCAACUCGAGUGCGUCGUUGGCGUCGUCGA